Prorocentrum cordatum is the source of this 1194-nucleotide messenger RNA. The record is from the annotation of a GenBank genome assembly. Lineage: Eukaryota; Dinophyceae; Prorocentrales; Prorocentraceae.
AUGCCAUGGCUCCAUGCAGGGGCGCCCUCUCUUUGGCCUCAGCUAUUCGGAGCGUGGCUUCUUCGGGGCUGCCCACAUGAAGCCGUGGCGUUCCCGGUGACCGAACCCGUGGAUUGGGUCAACGUGUUGUCGGGCGCGGCGGGCGGCGAGCGCAUCGGGCAGCACCACAGUGGGGGGAGCACGCUGCCGCUCGCUGCGCUGCCGUGGGGCUUCAACCACUGGGCGCCCCAGUCGAACAGCGACAAGACGAGCUGGUGGUUCGACGCCGACUCCGACACCUUCCGAGGCAUCCGCUGCACGCACCAGCCGUCGCCUUGGAUAGGUGACUACGGCUGGUUCCUCCUGCGGCCCUUCCAGGGCUCCCCGAAGGACGAGUGGGUGGGCUUCACCUCGUACCGCGCGGCAGGGGCGUUGCAGCCGCACUCGAUCGACAUCACCGCCGGGCCCUACGGGGUGCGCACCGAGCUGGUGCCCACGCAGCACGGCGCCGCUCUGCGGGUGACAUUCCCGGACGUCGUGCCGGCGGACAAGCGGCGCGUCUGCGUGCUGGUGCCGCGCGGGCUCGCGAGGGACGAGGACGAAGCGCGCGCCGCCGAGGCUUCCGACAGGCCCACCGGCUCCUGCAGCGCGCAGUUUGGCGAGAUCAGUUUGGUCUCGCGCAAGUUCGCACAAGGCGUGCCCCUGGGCUCCGACUUUGCGCUCUACGCCUGGCUCGAGGCGGAGGGGCUGAACGCGGAGGAGCGGGAGGAGACGGACUGGUGCUUCGAGCGGGAUGUACGCUACGUCAAAAAAGACGGAGCGCUCACCAUGAGGGGGCACCCGAAGAAGAAGGCGGGCAGCGCCCAGAAGUGCCAGGAGAGGUGUUUUCUCGCCCUGGGGUGCGAGAAGUUCUCUUAUCUGGACGACGGGAGCUGCUACCUGCUCAACGAGCCGAUGGUCCUGCAGAGGGCUGAGGGCGCCGUCUCCGGACCCGCCGACUGCGACGGGCAGGUGCAGCCGGUGGGCAGCCGGGAGUGCUGCUUCCUCGCCGGGGAGCGGACGCAGGUGGAGGUGCGGAUCGGCACCUCGCUCAUCUCGAAGAACAAAGGGCUUCGCCGCGUUCAUGCAGGAGGUGCACGGGCGGCCGUUCGAGGCCCUGGCGGCCGUGGCGAGGGACACCUGGAACUCUCAGCUGGCGCAGGUGGAGGUCGCUGA